This is a messenger RNA of Parnassius apollo (apollo), 219 nucleotides long. NCBI's taxonomy places the organism in Eukaryota, Metazoa, Arthropoda, Insecta, Lepidoptera, Papilionidae. The record is from the annotation of a GenBank genome assembly.
AUGAAAUUCUUCGUUUGCAUAUUUGCUGUUAUUGCCAUUUUGGGCGUAGCCUCGGCUGGCUACAUUCACUCUAGCUAUUCUGUGCCGUACGCGUAUUCCUCGCCCGUGGUCUACUCACGGCCUCUGGUGUACUCGCCGUACUACAGCGGUUACAGCGGUCUCGGCGGGUACGGCGGCUACGGUGGCUGGUUCUCUGGCUGGAGGAGUGGAUGGUGGUAG